Phascolarctos cinereus (koala) is the source of this 5192-nucleotide messenger RNA. It is a transcript of the gene SYT11, whose product is annotated as synaptotagmin 11. Gene Ontology annotation, molecular function: phosphatidylserine binding; calcium-dependent phospholipid binding; clathrin binding. Gene Ontology annotation, cellular component: axon; exocytic vesicle; plasma membrane. Lineage: Eukaryota; Metazoa; Chordata; Mammalia; Diprotodontia; Phascolarctidae. Gene Ontology annotation, biological process: calcium ion-regulated exocytosis of neurotransmitter; vesicle fusion. The record is from RefSeq and is a predicted model, not a curated record.
GCCAGUCUCCUCCUUCUGGCCUCCAGAUUUUUGCACUUUUCCCAGAAUACUCGUAAAAAGGCGGGGCCUUUAACCCAGGAGCUUCGAAACUAGGCGUGGUCUCUUCUUCGGUAUGUUUCGGAAAGUAGAGGGACCUCUGGUCUGAGACUGUUCGGGAGGGAGGGCGGAGCCUUCUGCCUGGGACUGUUCGGAAAAGGGCGGAGCUUACCUCGCAUCAGGACCAGUCUGGCUGCACCUGCAUCUUUAGCUCAGAGCAUCCCUAGAGCAUCUUAGGUGGACCCGCAGCUGGCACAGUGAGGCCAAGCCAUCGCAGGAGAAGUCCUUCCCUGUUGCCCAUAUCGGCAUCUUGCAGCUGCGGCCUUGGCACUAACAGAGGGGUGCAGGAGUUCUCAGGAAGCUGGGAACCCAUUUACAGCAAGUGCUGCUGAUUACGCCAUGGCCGAGAUCACCAAUAUUCGACCCAGCUUUGAUGUAUCCCCAGUGGUGUUGGGGCUCAUCGGGGCCACCGUGCUGGUGGUGUCUGUAUCCGUGACAGUCUUUGUCUGGACCUGCUGCCACCAACAGGCUGAGAAGAAGCACAAGACGCCUCCUUACAAGUUUAUCCACAUGCUCAAGGGCAUCAGCAUCUACCCGGAGACACUCAGCAAUAAGAAGAAAAUCAUCCGUGUGAGGAGAGACAAAGGUGGUCCAGGGCAAGAAGGUGGAAGAGGGAAUCUAUUGGUGGAUGCAGCUGAAUCAGGUCUCCUAAGCCGAGAGAAGAGUCCUGGGGUACUGAGCACUAGCCCGUGUAUAGACCAGCUCCCCAUCAAGGUGGACUAUGGGGAUGAACUGAGCCCAGUUCAGAGCCUGACCCCUGGGGGAAGCAAAACAGCUUCCCCAUCUUCCCCAGAAGAAGAUGUCAUGCUGGGGUCCCUUACUUUCUCAGUGGACUAUAAUUUCCCUAAAAAAGCCCUGGUAGUGACAAUCCAAGAGGCACACGGGCUGCCAGUGAUGGAUGACCAGACCCAGGGUUCCGAUCCCUACAUCAAAAUGACCAUCCUCCCAGACAAACGGCACCGUGUGAAGACAAGAGUGCUACGCAAAACACUGGACCCUGUGUUCGAUGAGACCUUUACUUUCUAUGGCAUCCCCUACAGCCAGCUGCAGGAUCUUGUGCUGCACUUUCUGGUCCUCAGUUUCGACCGAUUCUCCCGGGAUGAUGUCAUUGGUGAGGUCAUGGUGCCACUGGCUGGGGUGGAUCCCAGCACUGGCAAGGUUCAGCUGACCCGGGACAUCAUCAAGAGAAAUAUCCAGAAGUGUAUCAGCAGAGGGGAGCUGCAAGUAUCCCUGUCCUACCAGCCGGUGGCACAGAGAAUGACAGUGGUGGUCCUUAAAGCAAGACACUUGCCAAAGAUGGAUAUCACCGGUCUCUCAGGUAAUCCCUACGUCAAGAUGAACCUCUAUUACGGCAGGAAGCGCAUUGCCAAGAAGAAGACCCACGUGAAGAAGUGCACUUUGAAUCCUGUCUUCAAUGAGUCCUUCAUCUACGAUAUCCCCACUGACCUGCUGCCUGAUAUCAGUAUCGAGUUCCUCGUUAUCGACUUCGAGCGCACCACCAAGAACGAGGUGGUGGGGAGGCUGAUCUUGGGGGCCCACAGUGUCACGGCUGCCGGUGCGGAACACUGGCGAGAGGUCUGUGAGAGCCCACGCAAGCCAGUAGCCAAGUGGCACAGUCUGAGCGAGUACUAAUCCUGACUCCCUCCCCCCAAAACCUGGGGGGGGGAGGUGGGAUGGCCAGAGGAUUGGCGGGAGGGGAGAUGAUGGAGAGAGGCGGACUCAAAACCUCAUUUUAGUCAUAGAAGAAACUUUCAUACAAAACACAACCCACAAAGGACACCUCAUACAACCCCAGCAACAGAUUGGUUCCUUGGUUCCUAGCAAUGAGGAUUUUUUUUUCCUUUUACAAGGCACUAGAAAUUUAAAAAAAAAAAAAGGAAAAAGGAAAAAAAAUGAGGAAAAAAGAGUGAAAGACCCCAUACAAGCCUAUAUAUAUAACAAUGUAACCACAUAAUUGCAUGUCUAAUACAAACUGAAUCAAUUAGUGUAACUUCCAAUAUGGAGUUAUCGAUUUUAAUCCAUGAAAAAGUGUUCUGUGCUGAAUUGUUUGCUGAGGUUCACCUGAAACUAGCCUCUGUUUUACCAGGCUUUUCUGGAGGGUGUUGUGAUUUGUUUGUUUGGUUUUUUUAACUCCAAAUUUUGCCGUUGAACACCUCAUCUCCUCAUCCACCAUCUUGGUCUCGGCCUCCUUUCUGGCCUCUUCCCAGGGAGUGGGAGAGAUCCUUGGCCUAACCAAGGAAUGAGCCAAAAGCUAAAAAAAAUCUGCCCUCAGCCAAGAAACAAACAUGGUGCUGGGCAGUAGAAAGGAUUAUAUUUUGUUUUGUUUUGUUUUGUUUACCGAUAGAAAGAAAAAUCUAGCUAAAUGAGCUGUGGGAAUGGCUGACAGAUAACUGUCCCUUGAUUGCAUAUAGGUAGCAAAACACUAGGGCUUGACCUGAUGAAACUUGGGUUUGUGACACAGCCAGACUUUCCCCAUAAGGACCAUGAAAUCAUCAAUUCAGAGGAUUUCUUAUGGCAAAAGGGGGAGGGGGAGGGAAGGGAAAUCUAAAGGGCCAGGACCCAAAGAGAAUGCCAUUGUCUUGCUAUUUGUGUAAUGGUCCCUAAAUACCAUAUUCAUCCUCUUUCUAAAUGAGAAGGAUCAGGGAAGGGAGGAGAGGAAGACUCCGGCCUGCCCAUUUUGCUGCUAUAUACAGAAGUCAUCCGUUGGUGGCUGGACUAAAAUCUGACAGUGGUUUAAAGGGUUAGAUGGGUCUUUGGUUUUUCUAAAUAUUGUCCAAGGAAUUUCUCUGGAAUUGGCCUAGAGCCUUAUUUGGGGGUUUAACUUUUGUUCUCCAAAGGCAAAUAUUCUCAGAAAUGACUCUUUCUUGAAGUUUCAAUGAUGGCCCUUAGGGAAAAAAAAUAAUGGUGAUACUCACUUUCCUAUAGCGCUUUUCAAGUCAAAAAGUGCCACCCUCAUCAAAAAGGGUGUCGCCACCACCCUUGGAUUUCUAUAGCACCUUUUCCACCCUCUCCCAGUCCCCAAAAGUACAAAGUUCAUGUAUAACCUUACUGGGUUUCAAAACAUCCCUGGGAAUUGGGAGUGGGGAUAGUUUAGGGAUUUUAAUCAGUUUUUUAUACAUGGUGAAACAGGGCCUCUUGAGAAUUCAGCCAUUUGUCCAGAAUCUCAAGGUAAGUCAGUGGUUAAACUGGGAAGAGAAUUCAGGUCUCCUAUCUCCCAGCCCAAUGAUCUUUCCCUUAGUUUUGAGAUGGUUUAAAGACUCAGCUCCCCCUGGGGAUAGCCUGAAUUAUGUGGAACACAUAAUGCCACAUAGGGUAUCCCUCAGCUUACAAAAGGAAUCAGCCAAGUUAGAGACUGAGCCAGGCUCCUGAUGAUCAUCCAUCUGCAUACCAAUGAAGUAUCACUACACUUAAAAAGUUCUCCCCAGUUUGCUUCCAAGGAGGGCUACAGAAAAGUCAGAUAGCUUAUCAAAGGAUGUACAUCUUGCCUUGAGCCUUCCAGGUAGCUCUGCAGACAUUAAAAAAAAUAAAAAAUAAAAAGCCACAAAAAUCCUUCCAGCUCACUCCUCCCAAAAGAACAACAAAAAAAAAUCAUCCUCUUCUUUUUUUUUUUCAUCACUAUCUCUUGAAAACAAGAAGAUUUAAGUAGGUAGAAAGAUAACAAGAGUGUCCCUCCCUAUCCCAGUUCUUUCCCUUCCUCCUCCAGCAUUCCAGCUCAAAUUUCCUCCCACCUUUAAGUUGUGUUCUGAAAACUAGUCUCUGUCCUGUGCCUGGAGGAUUGUAAAUACUGUAUCAUACGUAGAAGAAAAUAAUUUUUUUUUUGGUUUUUUAAAAGCUCACUUUGAGAUAGUUUAAUGUAAAUCCAGUCGGCGCAUUUUGAAGCCCGCUUAGGAAGAAAUGGAAAUGGUUCCUCUUCAUCGCCUUAAUGCCUAAAGAUCAGAAAUCCCUGAGCAUCCCCACUUCUGUUUCCUUCCCAGAAACAAUGCAAAGCAACUGGUAGAGAUAGCUGGGCCUUGGCCCAGCUGUGUGUGUGCCUCUAUAGCUCCUCCAGACAUAAGUUUGGGAAAACUGCCUCUCCCCUUCCUCUCCCACCGCCCCCCCCCUCCACUCUCCCACCUUCCCUGGUAGCUUUAUUCUUCCCAUCUUUUGGAUCUCCUGAGUAGUGAGUGGGUGGGGAAGGGAUAGGGGAACAGUCAAUAGAAACUGGGGUGGGGGGAGGGGGCUGACUGCCAUGACUGUCUUUCUCAAAGAAAGACAAUGUUGGGGACAGGGGUGGCUGUACCAGGUUCUCCCCACCUACCUCAGGCCUGAUCUAUUGGUGACCUUGACUUUGCUGACCCAAAGUUUCAUAGCUGGCUGUGGUCUUCUGGCCUGUUCCUUCCAAGGCUCACUGUCAGGGCAGAGCCAGAGGACUGUCUCCUCCUAGGAUUCAUUUGGUAGGCAAGAGAGUCACAGCCUCACUUUUUUUUUCUUUUCGUGUUUUUUUUUUGCACAAGACUCUCUCUAGGAGUCAGGAAUAGGUUUGGGAAAUUGUCAUUUGUCUUUGGAAGGUUGCCUGGCCUCUGGGCAUCUCCCUUCUAGGAAGAAUAGAGCUUUUAUCAGCAUCAAAAGCCCCCUUCUAGAGUGGUUCCUUUUUUCUAGCUCUUUCUGGAGAGGAAACACCAAGAGAAAUCCCCUGUUGAAUUGGAAUAGAGCUUGCUCCCAAUCCAGAAGCCAGACAUAAUUGGUUUUCUGGACAGAGACAGCUUGUUCAGGGGAGGGACUGAGGAGGGCAGGCCGCAUGUCCGGGAAGGCUCUCACCAUCACCAAGGUGAGGACACUGCCCUCACCACAAUCCCUCUCCGACGUGGUCUUUCUUUACCUUGUGUCUUCUCUUGUAAAAAUGAAACUCAGAAAUGUCUAAAACAGUUAAAUAAAACAGUGUGUCAAAAAUUUUAAAAAGAAAAAACAACAAAAAAAACCCCAGAAAAAACAUCUAACAUGAACUGUGUGACAUUGCAUAACGCUGUGAUGCUAACCUUACACUAUGUAACGCUAUCUUGUAUGUUGGAUUUGUUAAUGCACAGUACGAGUGCAGAAUAAAGACUGAUUCACAUUCA